GUCGAGACGAACACUUUGAGAUUCCUUACGCCACAUAUCUGUGGAUAAAAGAUCUCCACUUCUAGAUUGACUGCUUUCUUUUUUCGCUUUAAGAAAUAUAUUCAUUGGAUUAGCUUUGAUUUCGUUAGUUUUGGGUUUAUAUUGAGAAUGUUGGUCGUGUUUGAGAUUAUUUUCUUUCUGACCCAACUCUUCUGGUACUGGAUGGUGUCAGUUGUGUUGUGUUUUGUACCGACCAGAUUCAUUGGUAAAGAUAUCAGAGGAAAAACAGUACUUAUUACAGGGGCAGGUGGUGGUGUUGGCAGGUUAUUGUCGGAGAAGUUUGCCGAAAGAGGCUGUCACUUGGUUCUAUGGGAUGUGGACCAGGACCUCAUGGAGCAAACGCUGAACAGUGUCCGAUCUAAAUAUAGCACCGUUGCGGUAGCCUAUAAAGUCGAUCUGACGGACAGAAAUGCUAUUUACAAGUUAGCCAAACAGGUCAGUGAAGAGGUUGGGGUUAUAGACAUACUGGUCAACAAUGCCGGGGUUGUUUUUGGUAAAUUUGUGCUGGACUCCAGUGACGACCAGAUGAUCAAGACAAUAGAGGUCAACUGUCUGGCUCACUACUGGACCUGCAAAGCAUUCUUACCGAAUAUGAUCAAACAGAACUCUGGUCAUCUAGUGACCAUCGCAAGCUCAGCUGGACUUAUGGGCGUUGCAGGUAUGGCAGACUACUGCGCCUCCAAGUUUGCAGCUAUUGGUUUUCAGGAGUCACUCAGUUUGGAGCUGGCCCACAGGGGCAUUAACGGUGUCAAGAUCACAGUGGUCUGCCCUUACUGGAUAGACACGGGGAUGUUUGAUGGUUGUACAGUGAAAUUUCCAUUUCUUCUGAAAGCAUUAAAACCAGAAUAUGUAGCAAAUAGCAUUGUCAGCGCUGUACUAAGGGAAGACGAGAUCUUGUUUCUACCUAAGUUCGUUUACUGGUCAUACUUCUUCAAAUCUGUGUUGCCAGUGAGAUGCCAGCACUUGAUACACACAUUUCUAGGAACAAUAACAUUCAUGGAUACAUUUAAAGGCCACCAUCACAAGACAAGUUAAUGUAGUCAUAACUUACCAUCACCAGACAAGUUAAAGUAGUCCUAACUUCCCAAAACAAGACUAGCUAAUGUAGUCAAAACUUACCGUAAGAAAUUUAUCCAAUCGAAUCAUACCAUCACAAGUUAAUCUUGUCAAAACUUACCAUCACAAGUAAAUCAAGAUAAAACUUACCCUCACAACUUUAAUAGAGUUAAAACUUACCAUCACAAGUUAAUCUAAUCAAAACUUACCACCACAAGAAUUUUCUAAAAUUAACAAAACAAAGUGUCGUGAUUUAGAAAAAUCGAAUCCUUAAAAGAAAUCAACGAAAAUUUCUCUUAAAGACAAUUGAAUUGAUACUUGACACAUUCCUCAGACUACAAGUAAGCUUAAUGAAUAUGUUUUACAGUAAAUCUUGGCAUUGAAUUGAAUACAUUAAAUACAUAAGUAUUCAAUGUCUGUCUCAUUAGAGCUCUCUUAAAGAUAUAUUUGUUUUCUAGUUGUAUUUCUCCUUUGAUGUUCUCUCUCUCUCUCCCCCCCCCUCUCUUUCAUUGUCUCAUUCUUUCCCAACCAUUCCUCUCGAUCUUGUUCUACUAAUGUACUGCU
Molecule: messenger RNA, 1659 nt
Organism: Biomphalaria glabrata
Lineage: Eukaryota; Metazoa; Mollusca; Gastropoda; Planorbidae
Product: short-chain dehydrogenase/reductase family 16C member 6-like
Exons: 8
Coding region: 148-1074 (308 amino acids)
Cellular component (GO): lipid droplet
Molecular function (GO): oxidoreductase activity, acting on the CH-OH group of donors, NAD or NADP as acceptor
Source: RefSeq, a predicted model, not a curated record